Prorocentrum cordatum is the source of this 297-nucleotide messenger RNA. Lineage: Eukaryota; Dinophyceae; Prorocentrales; Prorocentraceae. The record is from the annotation of a GenBank genome assembly.
AUGCAGCUUUUGAAUGAGAUCAUGUUCUGCAUCGUGCUGGCGCCCGCCUUCCACCUGCUGCGCGCCUCCCUCACGGCGGGCAGCGUGGCCAGGCGGGAGUACCCGGAGCUGCGGCUGCACCCGGUCGCAGGCGCCCCGCUGCCGUGGCACGAGGCGGCGCAGCACAGCCAGGGGGCUCUGGGCACGCGCGCCGACUUCAUCGACGCGGAGCUGGGGCGCAUCGCGCGCUACACGGCCAAGGGCGACAUCCUGCCCUGGCGCGAGCUCGAGACCUUCUUCGCAGCCUGCGAGCGGUAG